UCUGUGAGGAAGAAAGGGGAAAAAGCCCUAACUAUAUAUACAUAGCAUUCACCACAAAUCGUUCCUCUUUAUUAGUAAAAUCGGAAGAAGCAGCAGCCUUGGCCAUUUUUUCUUAGCUUCCAAAUCUCUCAGAAUAAGAAAAUGAAGGUUAUUGCUGCUUAUUUGUUGGCUGUGUUGGGUGGUAACAAAUCCCCAUCUGGUGCAGAUUUGAAGAAGAUCCUUGGUUCUGUUGGAGCUGAUGCUGAUGAGGAUAGGAUUGAACUCCUCUUGUCCCAAGUCAAGGGCAAGGAUAUCACUGAGCUGAUUGCUGCUGGCAGGGAGAAGUUGGCUUCAGUACCCGCCGGUGGUGGUGGUGGUGUUGCAGUAGCUGCAUCUGCUGGUGGCGCUGCUGCAGCACCAGCGGCCGAGGAGAAGAAAGAAGAAAAGAAGGUGGAAGAGAAAGAGGAAUCUGAUGACGACAUGGGCUUCAGUCUCUUCGAUUAGAGGGUGGUUUUACUGGUUUCUAUAUGAAGGGCCCUGUUCCCCAUUUCCCCCCGAGUUUAUUCUGGGAGUCUUUUUGUCAACUUACUGAUUUCAUUUUUAGUUUAGUUAAUGAAACCUAUAUUUUGCUUGGUAAACAUUCUAAGGCAAUUGGAAAUUACUACUAGUAUUGUUGGAUUUGAUUU
Messenger RNA from Solanum dulcamara, 665 nucleotides. Its product is annotated as 60S acidic ribosomal protein P2-2. Gene Ontology annotation, cellular component: cytosolic large ribosomal subunit; ribosome. Gene Ontology annotation, biological process: cytoplasmic translational elongation. The record is from RefSeq and is a predicted model, not a curated record. The transcript is spliced from 4 exons. The coding region runs from base 142 to 483 and encodes 113 amino acids. NCBI's taxonomy places the organism in Eukaryota, Viridiplantae, Streptophyta, Magnoliopsida, Solanales, Solanaceae. Gene Ontology annotation, molecular function: structural constituent of ribosome.